This is a messenger RNA of Dendrobium catenatum, 3470 nucleotides long. RefSeq names its product leucine-rich repeat receptor-like serine/threonine-protein kinase BAM1. Gene Ontology annotation, biological process: protein phosphorylation. The coding region runs from base 150 to 3173 and encodes 1007 amino acids. The record is from RefSeq and is a predicted model, not a curated record. The transcript is spliced from 2 exons. Gene Ontology annotation, molecular function: ATP binding; protein binding; protein kinase activity. Lineage: Eukaryota; Viridiplantae; Streptophyta; Magnoliopsida; Asparagales; Orchidaceae.
AUUAAAUUCACGCCCGCCACCAGACUCAGAUCAGAUGUAGAGCAGCAGGACGUCUCAGUCUACUCUGCACUGCACACACAUACACUCUCUCUCUCCCUCCAACCCCCUCUCUGUAUUAGAGAGAGAGAGAAAACGGCAGAGGACGAACAAUGCCAUUGCCAAUGGCAUUACCUAUCCUCGCUGUCGUUCUCUUCUGCAUCUUCGCUACGCCCUCGGCGGCGGAGCUGGCCUCGGUGACUUCCGAUAACGUCGCCCUCCUCGCUAUAAAAUCUGCGAUCUCAGACCCUGCCGGCUAUUUAAACGCAUGGAACGAUUCGUCCCCUCACUGCUCAUGGAGCGGCGUGGCAUGCGACAGUCUCGGCCGUGUCGUCUCCCUAGACCUUACAGGCAUGAACCUUUCCGGCAUCCUGUCUCCUGCCGUCGGCGAGCUGCGCGAGCUUCUAAAACUAUCCACUGCCAUCAAUUCACUCUCCGGUCCCAUCCCGUCGGAGCUCUCCGGCGCUUCCAAUCUUCGAUACCUUAACCUCUCCAACAAUAUCUUCAAUGGCAGUUUUCCUUCUGCACUUUCCCAGCUCAAGAGCCUACGUGUACUGGAUUUCUACAAUAAUAACCUCACCGGCGUCCUCCCGAUUGAGGUUAUCGAGCUUCGUAACCUUCGCCAUCUUCAUCUCGGGGGAAACUUCUUCUCCGGCGUCAUUCCACCGGAGUACGGCCAGUGGGAGUUACUCGAGUAUCUCGCGGUCUCCGGCAACGAGCUUAGCGGGAGGAUACCGCGGGAGAUUGGGAAUCUCACGCAUCUCCGGCAGCUUUAUGUCGGGUACUUCAAUAGCUACGAGGGUGGAAUCCCACCAGAGAUCGGGAACCUCAGCGAACUUGUGCGGCUCGACAUGGCGAAUUGUGGCCUCACAGGCGAGAUCCCGCCUGAGAUCGGGAACCUCGAGAACCUCGACACGAUUUUCCUGCAGGUGAACGUCCUUGCGGGAGAGCUUCCGCCGGAGCUCGGCCGGCUCCGAAGCCUCAAGUCGAUGGACCUUUCGAACAAUGCCUUCACGGGUGAGAUCCCGACGUUGUUCGCUGAGCUAAAAAACCUCACGCUGUUGAAUCUCUUUCGGAACAAGCUCUACGGCACUAUCCCGGACUUCAUCGGUGAUCUACCGAAGCUUGAAGUGCUUCAGCUCUGGGAAAACAACUUUACAGGUAGCAUUCCGAGGCAGCUAGGCAAGAAUGGCCUUCUCCAGCUCCUUGAUCUUUCUUCCAACAAACUCACCGGCAAUUUACCUCCGGAUCUGUGCUUCGGUAACAAGCUACAGACUCUAAUCGCUCUCGGGAAUUUCCUAUUUGGUCCGAUCCCGGAAUCCCUAGGCCGAUGCUCGUCCCUAAGUCGUAUCCGAAUGGGUGAAAACUACCUUAAUGGCUCCAUCCCGAGAGGCCUUUUUAGCCUUCCCAAUCUCGCUCAGGUUGAGCUGCAGGACAAUCUCCUCGCGGGCGGAUUCCCCGACACCAGUAAAUCCCGGAUCUCUUCCAAUCUCGGCCAGAUCACCCUCUCGAACAAUCACCUUUCUGGUCCUCUCCCUUCCUCCAUCGGUAAUUUCUCUGCUGUCCAGAAGCUUCUAAUAAACCAAAACCUCUUCUCUGGCAACAUACCGCCAGAGAUCGGCCGGCUACAACAACUGUCUAAAAUAGACUUUAGCGGUAACAUCUUUUCCGGUCGUAUCACUCCGGAGAUCAGCAAGUGCAGUCUCCUUACCUUCAUAGACCUCAGUAGGAACAAUCUGUCAGGUGAGAUCCCCGAGGAGAUCACUGGAAUGCGGAUCUUGAACUAUCUCAACCUCUCCAGGAACCACCUCGACGGCAGCAUCCCGCAAUCUAUAUCUUCGAUGCAGAGUCUAACGGCCGUGGAUUUCUCCUACAAUAACCUCUCCGGCCUCGUUCCAGGCACCGGCCAAUUCAGCUACUUCAACUCAUCAUCCUUCCUAGGAAACCCAGAACUCUGCGGACCUUACCUUGGCCCCUGUCGCUCAACAAACAAUAACAAGUCAGGCCACGCUCACGGGCCUUUCUCCUACUCCUUCAAGCUCAUUCUUGUCAUUGUUCUCCUCCUCUGUUCCAUUGCGUUCGCCAUCGUUGCCAUAAUCAAAGCGCGGUCUUUGAAGAAAGCCAGUGAGGCCCGUGCGUGGAAGCUCACCGCAUUUCAGCGCCUGGACUUUACCUGCGACGAUGUGCUUGAUUGCCUCAAGGAGGAGAACAUCAUUGGAAAAGGUGGUGCCGGCAUUGUAUACAAGGGGAUUAUGCCCAACAGUGAGCAGGUGGCAGUGAAACGAUUGCCUGCAAUGAACAGAGGCUCUUCUCAUGAUCAUGGUUUCUCUGCCGAGAUACAAACACUGGGUAGGAUCCGGCACCGGCACAUUGUAAGGCUGCUUGGUUUUUGCUCCAACCACGAAACUAAUUUGCUUGUUUAUGAAUAUAUGCCUAAUGGGAGCCUUGGGGAGGUUCUACAUGGGAAGAAAGGUGGUCACUUGCACUGGGAUCUCCGGUAUAAAAUUGCAGUUGAAGCAGCAAAAGGGCUCUGUUAUCUUCACCAUGAUUGCUCUCCGUUGAUUGUUCACCGUGAUGUGAAGUCAAACAAUAUCCUUCUUGAUUCCAACUACGAAGCUCAUGUAGCUGACUUUGGUCUUGCCAAGUUCUUGCAGGAUUCCGGCACUUCUGAAUGCAUGUCUGCAAUUGCUGGUUCUUAUGGUUAUAUAGCUCCAGAAUACGCGUACACUCUGAAGGUGGAUGAGAAGAGUGAUGUGUACAGCUUUGGCGUGGUUCUGCUUGAGCUGGUAACCGGAAGAAAACCAGUUGGGGAGUUUGGCGACGGCGUUGAUAUCGUCCAAUGGGUUCGCAAGAUGACAGAUUCCAGCAAGGAAGGAGCUUUCAAAAUUCUCGAUCCUCGGCUUCCAACGCUUCCAGUUCAUGAGGCAAUGCAUGUGUUCUACGUCGCAAUGCUCUGUGUGGAAGAGCAGAGUGUCGAACGGCCGACCAUGAGGGAGGUGGUUCAGAUCCUUACAGAAUUGCCAAAGCCGCCGGCAAAGGCUGAGGAGGAGACACAGAAUGGUUCUUCCGGACGGCUGCCGGCUUCGGAGGCAACUGAUGAUGCAAAUGCUAAAGAAGUAGAUCUGUUGAGCAUUUGAAUGUGGAGUGGGGAGGCCAAUUAAACUAGCUAGCUGCAUUGAUAUGAAAUUAGCUAAUAGGAUGUUUGGUUUUCUCUGUGGUUUGUAAAACAAGGUUUUUAAUGUGUUUUAGGGAAGGUAUCUUUUGAAUUGAUGUAUAGGGAAGCAUUUGUUGGGUUUUAUUGGCUUAAGAAUGGACGAUUUAGUAUGCAUGCAUGCAGUUUAUUGGCGGUUUCUUGUAAUUUAUUUCUUUUAGAUCUUUACCACUGCUGGAAUGUGUUUUUGUAGCUGCAGUAAGUAAUUAGUGUCUUCUAUAUA